Molecule: messenger RNA, 2040 nt
Organism: Ciona intestinalis (vase tunicate)
Lineage: Eukaryota; Metazoa; Chordata; Ascidiacea; Phlebobranchia; Cionidae
Product: dol-P-Glc:Glc(2)Man(9)GlcNAc(2)-PP-Dol alpha-1,2-glucosyltransferase
Biological process (GO): dolichol-linked oligosaccharide biosynthetic process; protein N-linked glycosylation
Cellular component (GO): endoplasmic reticulum
Molecular function (GO): dolichyl pyrophosphate Glc2Man9GlcNAc2 alpha-1,2-glucosyltransferase activity
Source: RefSeq, a predicted model, not a curated record
AUUUUUCUAACAGGUUUAUAGAAUAGUUAGCAUGACGUUGCCAGUCAUACACGUACGUAUGCUCUCCAAAGCUGGUAUUUUUAUUGCCAUCUCUGCAAUUUUAUUCCAAUUUAUUUAUGAAGCGCAACCAACUGCAUUCAUUGAUGAAAUCUUCCAUGUUCCACAAGCACAAAAAUUUUGUGAUGGUCAUUUUAAUGAGUGGGAUCCAAAAAUCACCACCUUACCAGGAAUGUACAUUAUGUCAGUGUUUGUUCUUGGCCCUCUGACUUGGUUGACUGGCAAGGGUUUGUGUAGUUUAUGGGUGUUACGUUUCUUCAAUGUUAUAUACAACACAUGCAAUGUGCUUUUGUGUUACCUUAUUUUGAAGAAGUUACGUGAAAAAGUUAAUCCAAAGGAAAAAUCGGACAGUUUAAAAGAAGAGGAAAAAGAUAACAAAGAAAUUGAAGAAGACAGCAUUCAGUGGGCUUCCCUUGCUAUUGGAUUUUUUCCACUGCUUUACUUCUAUUCAUUUCUCUACUACACUGAACCAGGCUCCACAACAGUGGUUCUUCUCGCAUACCUGGCUUGUAUUAACGACUACCACAGAACUGCUGGUGUUUUAGGAGUCGUUUCGAUAUUAUUUCGGCAAACGAAUAUAAUGUGGGUUGUAUUCAUGGCUGGAAUAACUGUCUCGGAAAAACUGGAUGACAUUGAUGCGGUUGAGAAAAUACAAGCAUCUCCUGAAUUAAAGGAUAAGCUAGCAAGAUUCUUUGCAAAACUUUUGGCAGCAGUUGUGCGUUACCUUUUAGCAGUUGACCACUUAUUAACAAUCUUCAACUUGAUUUGGCCAUACCUGUUAGUUCUGUGUGGGUUCGGUGGCUUCGUCUAUCUUAACCAAGGCUUAGUGGUAGGAGAUCGUAGCAGCCACCAAGCUGUCCUUCAUCUUGCCCAGCUUCUAUAUUUCUCUGGCUUCACUCUUGUAUUUUCAUUCCCGAUAUUAGUGACAAAAGACAAAAUUACGAGUUUUUGGCAAAUGGUCCAGCAACGGCGCAAUGAGUGUUUGGUCUCUGCAGCAAUCUGUUGUUACAUCCUCUUCAGCUACAGUCACGAACAUCCGUAUCUACUUGCCGACAACAGACAUUACGUGUUUUACGUUUGGAGGUGGUUUUUAGGCCGCACAGCCUUGCGUUACUUUGCCGUACCUGUGUACAUGUACAGCGCAUGGAGCAUAAACGACAGUCUAUCUAAAAAAUGUACCUCGCUGUGGAAGCUCGUUUAUUUCAUAUGCGUCGCAUGUUUAACUGCGCCACAAAAACUUCUGGAAUUCCGAUACUUCAUUCUGCCGUUCGUUCUAUUCCGUUUAAACGUCGUCCAACAAACAAGGACCAUUAUCUUUCUGGAGCUACUAAUCUACGCAGUAAUAAACGCUCUCACUGUUGCUAUAUUUCUCCAAAAGACAUUUACCUGGUCUGACAUAUCAGAGCCUCAGCGUAUUAUAUGGUAGAAGUAAAAACGCCCAAAAAAGUAUUUAAAGAGGCCCUUCUUCGCUGCCAUGCGUAUAUGUUGCCCUAUAUCUAGCCGUCCCAACUAACAGCACCUUUCUCUGAAUACCUAGUAAUUGUUGGUGUCUUUUUGCGUUCUGUUAUAUUAUUGUUCUAUGUAUUAGCUGUAAUACCAUGUUCCCAAAAUAUGACUCAUGUAAUGUGUCAAGUGCAGUACCGACCUCACUGUCAACUGCAGACGCCUGGUCGCUAAUUUAUCAUGCACACGUUUGGUCUAAAACUGUUAAGUGCUAGCGGUGUAUACUUUACUAACAAAAACAAUAUUGAAAUUUACCAUCAUAAGCUAUGCCUUAUCAACUGAAAUUAAGAGCACUGUAUUUUAAAAGUACAUUAUAUAACUCUUCUUUAUAUUAUAAAUCGUAGAGCAUAACUAUGUAUUCAUCUGUCCUUAUUGCACUAAGCGUUUGUACAAUCUGAUGUCUUUCGACCAUGAGAUUUUUUCCGCAGUUCAAUUACACAAUCUGAGUGUUGAAUAAACCGAUGUUUUCAGUGAGAAAAA